GCUUUCAGUGACAGACUGUGACAGUGAAACAUGUCUGGACGUGGAAAGACCACCGGCAAAGCCAGAGCCAAGGCAAAGACCCGCUCCUCUCGGGCAGGACUCCAGUUCCCGGUCGGUCGUGUCCACAGGCUGCUGAGGAAGGGCAACUAUGCGGAGCGUGUGGGUGCCGGCGCCCCCGUCUACCUGGCGGCUGUGCUGGAGUACCUGACCGCUGAGAUCCUGGAGCUGGCUGGAAACGCUGCCCGCGACAACAAGAAGACCCGCAUCAUUCCCCGUCACUUGCAGCUGGCUGUCCGCAACGACGAGGAGCUCAACAAGCUGCUGGGCGGAGUUACCAUCGCUCAGGGCGGCGUGCUGCCCAACAUCCAGGCUGUCCUGCUGCCCAAGAAGACCGAGAAGCCCGCCAAGUCCAAGUGAAGUUGGAGACCAGCUCAGCAACACAAAGGCUCUUUCAGAGCCACACACAAACUCUCAAUGAGCAUCUGAACACCAAUCUCAGAGUUAUUUCACUUGUUCAUGUGACAUUUAGAGUUAAAUUAAUCUUCUACAUCCAUAUAUCUGACUCAAUCACAUGCUGCUAAUUCUGGAAUUACCUAUUCUAACUAAAGUUUCUGUCAGACACUGAUUUAUUGAGAUUCAUAUGAGAACUCAUUGUCAUUACAGUAGGGAUGAGCCUUGUCCAUUUUGAUUAUCCUCCAAUAUUAA
Molecule: messenger RNA, 705 nt
Organism: Acanthochromis polyacanthus (spiny chromis)
Lineage: Eukaryota; Metazoa; Chordata; Actinopteri; Pomacentridae
Product: histone H2A-like
Exons: 1
Coding region: 31-417 (128 amino acids)
Cellular component (GO): nucleosome
Molecular function (GO): DNA binding; protein heterodimerization activity; structural constituent of chromatin
Source: RefSeq, a predicted model, not a curated record